Oryza brachyantha (malo sina) is the source of this 1722-nucleotide messenger RNA. RefSeq names its product probable polyamine transporter At3g13620. Lineage: Eukaryota; Viridiplantae; Streptophyta; Magnoliopsida; Poales; Poaceae. Gene Ontology annotation, molecular function: transmembrane transporter activity. The transcript is spliced from 2 exons. Gene Ontology annotation, cellular component: membrane. The record is from RefSeq and is a predicted model, not a curated record. Gene Ontology annotation, biological process: transmembrane transport. Bases 1 to 1599 code for a protein of 532 amino acids.
AUGGACCAAGAAAUCCAACUCAACCAGAGGCCAUCACAGCGACAGCAACAAGGAGGAGGAGGAGGAGAAGAAGAGCUUGGCGGCGCCGCGAGGACCACCACCACGGCGCCAGCGCCGGCGCCGGCGCCGCCACAAGAUGAACAGCAAGGGCACCAAGCACAAGCAGCAGCACCUGUCGACGUGCAUGGCCAAGGCGGCGGCGGCGGCGGCGCGACAGCCCAGAGCCACCGCAGCAGCAAGCUGACGCUGCUCCCUCUCGUCUUCCUCAUCUACUUCGAGGUGGCCGGCGGGCCGUACGGCGCCGAGCAGGCGGUCAGAGCGGCGGGCCCGCUCUUCACGCUGCUCGGCUUCCUCGUCUUCCCCUUCGUGUGGGGCGUCCCGGUGUCGCUCGUCACCGCCGAGCUCGCCGCCGCGCUCCCGGGCAACGGCGGCUUCGUCGUCUGGGCCGACCGCGCGUUCGGCCCUCUCGCCGGCUCGCUGCUCGGCACGUGGAAGUACCUCAGCUGCGUCAUCAACAUCGCCGCGUUCCCGCCGCUCGUCGCCGACUACCUCGGCCGCGUCGCGCCGGCCGUCGCGCGACCGGGCAGGGCGCGCACGGGCACGGUGGUCGGCAUGACCGUCUUCCUCUCCUUCCUCAGCUACGCUGGCCUCAGCAUUGUCGGGUGGGGCGCCGUCGCCCUGGGCUUCGUCUCGCUGGCGCCGUUCGUGCUGAUGACGGCGAUGGCGGCGCCGAGGACGCGGCCGCGGCGGUGGGCGGUGCAGGUGGAGACGACGAAGAGAGACUGGAGGCUCUUCUUCAACACGCUCUUCUGGAACCUCAACUACUGGGACAGCGCCAGCACCAUGGCCGGCGAGGUGGAGCGGCCGGAGCGGACGUUCCCGCGAGCGCUCGCCGUGGCGGUGGUACUCAUCGCCGUCAGCUACCUGCUGCCGCUCAUGGCGGCAGUCGGCGCCACGGACGCGCCGCCGGAGGCGUGGGAGAACGGCUACCUGGCCGACGCCGCAGGGAUCAUCGGCGGGCGGUGGCUCAAGUACUGGACGGAGGCCGGCGCCGUGCUCUCCUCCGUCGGCCUCUUCGAGGCGCAGCUCAGCAGCGGCGCGUUCCAGCUCCUCGGCAUGGCGGACCUGGGCCUCCUCCCGUCCGUCUUCGCCCGCCGCGCGCGGGGCUCCGCCACGCCGUGGGUCGCCAUCGCCGCCUCCGCCGCCGUCUCGCUCGCCGUCUCCUUCCUCGGCUUCGACGACGUCGUCGCCACCGCCAACCUGCUCUACAGCCUCGGCACGCUGCUCGAGUUCGCCGCCUUCCUGUGGCUCCGCGCGAGGCAGGGCGCCACGCUCAAGCGCCCCUACCGCGUGCCGCUCCCGCUGCCGGCGCUCGCCGCCAUGUGCCUCGUGCCGUCGGCGUUCCUGGCGUACGUGGUCGCCGUCGCCGGGUGGAGGGUCUCAGCCGUCGCCGCCGCGCUCACGGCGCUGGGCGUCGGGUGGCACGGCGCCAUGAGGGUGUGCAGGACGAAGAAGUGGCUCCGGUUCAACGCCGCCGUCGCCGCCGACCAUCAUCUGCAGCUCCAAGAUGCUCCUCCUCAUGCGGACAGCAGAGUCUGAACUCUGAACCCUUUUUUGACAGAUUUCAUCUUGCAAAAGAUGAAACAUGGAAGAAACACAUGUAUGAAUUUGGCGAAGGUUUGAAAUGAUGUAUGGAACAUGUAUUCAAACGCGAGGAAGGUA